AAACAAUUAUAUCUACAUGCCCAUUGCCCACCCCAAAAUAGCCUCUCCUUCUCCUUCCUUCAAUUCUUUCUCUAUCUAGCUCCAUGAAAGAAGUAUAAUUCAAGGAGGAUCAUAUCAAAGAGAUGAAGAACACCAUAAGAUGUUGUAUCUCAUGCAUUCUUCCCUGUGGUGCACUUGAUGUAAUUCGGAUCGUUCACUCGAAUGGACACGUGGAGGAAAUCAGUGGCAGCAUCCGCGCAGCCGAGAUCAUGAAACUAUACCCUAAACACGUACUCAAGAAACCCUCUUCUCCGUCCUACACGGAUGAAGGCACCGUCAGCUGUCCGAAGAUCAUCAUCAUGCCGCCAGAUGCCGAGCUUAAGCGUGGCCAGAUUUACUUCCUCAUGCCGGUUCCUCCUUCUUCCAUGCCAGAAAAGGCUCGUUCCAAGGCCUCCGCAACUACAAGAAAGAAAAAGAACGUUGCAAACAAGAAUGAUCAUCAUAACAGUUUAUUGACGAACCUUCUUGUAUCUGAUCGCUACUUGACUGAGAUUUUAUCGGAGAAGGUGAAGGAUCGGAGGAGAGGUCGUGUGCGCGUGUGGAGACCUCAUUUAGAGAGCAUUUCUGAGGCUACAAGCGAUGCCAUCAAUUAAUGAUGUCGAUUUUCUUGGAUUAAACCCUUUUUUGAAAAAUUCAAAUUCAUUUUUCAUAUCGUAUUCGUAUAUAUGAAGCUCAAUUCCUGUGUUGUUCUUGUUCAUUUCUUUUCUGAAAUUUUUUGUACAUACAAGAAAGGGAAAAACAAGUAAUAACAUGUAAUCAUCAAAUUCUGUUACUUAGU
Cynara cardunculus var. scolymus (artichoke) is the source of this 817-nucleotide messenger RNA. RefSeq lists its product as uncharacterized. Lineage: Eukaryota; Viridiplantae; Streptophyta; Magnoliopsida; Asterales; Asteraceae. The transcript has a single exon. The record is from RefSeq and is a predicted model, not a curated record. The coding region runs from base 123 to 632 and encodes 169 amino acids.